Molecule: messenger RNA, 1561 nt
Organism: Grammomys surdaster
Lineage: Eukaryota; Metazoa; Chordata; Mammalia; Rodentia; Muridae
Gene: Bcl10
Product: BCL10 immune signaling adaptor
Exons: 3
Coding region: 128-829 (233 amino acids)
Biological process (GO): positive regulation of extrinsic apoptotic signaling pathway; adaptive immune response; apoptotic process
Cellular component (GO): cytosol; CBM complex
Molecular function (GO): kinase activator activity; protein kinase B binding; NF-kappaB binding
Source: RefSeq, a predicted model, not a curated record
CCGUGAGCCGCCCGUUCCCCUGCUUCUGUUCCUUGUCCCCCAAAGUCACAGCCUGAUUCCCGGAGGCCGGAGCCCUUAGCCUGGGCGGGGUGGCGCGGGCCGGAAGGACGCCAUCCCUGCCUCGGCCAUGGAGGCUCCCGCACCGUCUCUCACGGAAGAGGACUUGACUGAAGUGAAGAAGGACGCUUUAGAGAAUUUACGUGUAUACCUGUGUGAGAAAAUCAUAGCUGAGAGACAUUUUGAUCAUCUACGUGCAAAAAAAAUACUAAGUAGAGAAGACACGGAAGAAAUUUCUUGCCGAACUUCAAGUAGAAAAAGGGCUGGGAAGUUGUUAGACUACUUACAGGAAAAUCCCAAGGGCCUGGACACUCUUGUGGAAUCCAUUCGCAGGGAGAAGACCCAGAACUUCCUGAUUCAGAAGAUAACGGAUGAGGUGCUGAAGCUUCGGAACAUAAAACUGGAGCACCUCAAAGGCCUGAAGUGCAGCAGCUGUGAGCCCUUUGCAGCUGGGGCCACCAACAACCUUUCUAGGUCCAAUUCGGAUGAGAGCAAUUUCUCUGAAAAGCAGAGAGCGUCCACUGCCAUGUACCACCCAGAAGGAGAGUCCAGCACUGCUCCUUUCUUCUCUACUGAGUCCUCCCUGAAUUUGCCAGUCCUGGAAGUUGGCAGAACUGAAAACAGCAGCUUCUCUUCGGCCACAUUUCCUCGACCUGGGGACCCCGGGGCCCCUCCUUUGCCCCCAGACCUUCGGUUGGAAGAGGGGGGCAGUUGUGGAAACUCGAGUGAGCUGUUUCUCCCCUUACGGUCACGGGCUCUCUCACGCCAGUGACGUCACUGCCCGGCUGUUUUAAUACGGAUGCAAAACGGUGUGAAGGAUAUCAUCUUUUUAUAAAAACCACGGUGACAGGUCGCUCACAUUUGAUGUGUGUCUUUUAAAUCACAGUGUACACAUUCUCUGUAAAUAGGAUUUGUUAGAGUAAAGAAGCACAGUCUAGGGGCAGCUUGGUGUAAAUCAUGGUGGUCAUGUACUUUUCAAUAUUGUCCUUUUUUAUUAUUUUUAGAUGUUUUAGUAUUUUGAACUUUUUAUAAGACUAAUUUUAUCAGAAUAUGUCUCAAUUUGAGAAAACAACUUGUGGGUUGAGAAUAAUGUUUCUUAGCACAUUUAUGCUACAAAUUUUCAGUUGAUUGUUUUUCCCAGUGAUCUGGCAAUACAUUUUAGCAGUAAGCUGUUCUGACUUUCAGGAAAGCUGGACACUGGGAAAGCUGCCAACACACUCAGGAGAACGUCCCACUCCUUGGUUCUGAGAAUCCGUCGGGUUCUGAGAAGACACCUGAUGGCAUUGAGCCUUGUGACUUCAGUUGACCCAAAUGUGUUUUAUACUAACCUUGCCAGCAUGAGUGUUUGUUUGCCUUUUACAGGCCUUCCUGUGUCCUCAGUCUUAUCCUGAAGAACGUUAUCCAGCAGGACAGUACUUGUAAUUAGUUGACUGUACUUGUGAUUGACUAACAUUCUCGCUCUGAGCCUUUCGUUCUCUCUCGGUGAACACUGCCGUGUGGAGCC